AUGGGAACAAACGAGACUCGGGUAAGCAUAAGCAACACAAUUUUCAGAGGAGUAGUGUUCGACGAGAAGAAUUCACACCCAGAUGGGAGAUUUAUCAUCUACAAUGUUCAGAUUGAUAUCCCACCAAAGAUUGUAUCUGAUGGCAUCUGGGGUAACACUGAUAUUGGCGCAUUACCUGAUAAAACGGUAGUGCCUCUGUUGGAAUUCCAAAUUCUCACCAUUUUCGUCGUCACACAAUGUUUUCAUCUGGUACUCAAGCGUCUGGGGUUCCCCUAUUUCGUUUCUCAAAUGAUGACUGGGUUUGUUUUAGGUCCUUCUCUCAAGAUAGAUUCGUUGAAAGAACGAAAAAGCUUGUUGUUCCCAUACGGUACUGAAGACUUGUUGAACCUAGUAUCAUCAUUAGGGUACACAUUCUUCAUGUUUCAAAAUUCGGUGCUAAUGGAUUUCAGCAUGAUAACGAGAACUGGGAAGAAAGCUUGGGCAAUCGCUCUUUCCUCCCUGAUGAUUCCAACGGUUGUUGGUCUGUCCCUGUGCUAUUAUUUCAUGGAGCACGUGCAGAAAACCCUAGGAGAGUUUGAUGGAGAUAAUCUCCCCGUGAUAGUAAUAGGGCACAGUGGUUGCUCCUUCACAGUGAUAGCUUCUCUUCUCUCUGAUCUGAAGAUUUUGAACUCUGAACUUGGACGCUUAGCACUUUCAGCAGCUCUUGUAAUGGAUGUGAUAAACUCAGUUGUGACAGGAUUAGGCACUGCUAUAAUAACUAGUCUUAAAACACAUCCUCACGAUGGUAGCAAAGGAGCUGAACUUGUGAUGUACGCUGCCACCAAAUACGUUCUUUUCGUGACAACUGUGAUUAUGAUCGGACGCCCCGCAAUGAAGUGGAUAGUGAGAAACACACCCGAAGGAAGACCUGUGAAGAAAGCAUACACCUUUGUGGUUGUCCUCAUGACCUUGUUGGCUGGGUUGUUCGGAUUGUUCGCUCACCAGACUGUGUUAGGUGGGGUUGUCCUCUUUGGCCUUCUUGUGCCAGAAGGUCCUCCACUAGGCUCUGAACUUAUCAAACAGUUUGAGUUGUUCACAACUUGGUUCCUUUUGCCGAUCUUUGUCACAUGUUGUGCCAUGAAGAUUGAUAUCUCCGCACAGAUGAAUAGCCAAUUGGUCGUUCCUGUGGUCACAGUAAUUGUUAUCGUGCAUUUGAUUAAGAUUCUUUUCACCAUUGGAAUUUGCAGCUACUGCAACAUGCCCAUAACCGACGGUUUAUGCCUUGCUCUCAUGUUGAGCUGCAAAGGUGUCGUGGAUUAUGUCACCAACGUCUUCCUCUUUGAUUCAAUGUUCUUGAGCAAUGAAACGGUUUCCAUGAUGGCCAUAUCAAUACUGGUGUUAGGAAGCAUUGCACGCAUCGGGGUGAAAUCCCUCUACGACCCAACAAGGAAAUACGCAUGCUAUCAGAAAAGGAACAUCCUGAACUUGAAACCCAACGCAGAGUUUCGAGUGGUAGCAUGCAUCCACAAAUCAAGCCACAUAAUGUCUGUAAAAAACGUUCUUGACAUUUGUUGCCCCACGAUAAGCAGCCCCUUAGUGGGUCACGUCUUGCAUCUGAAGGAACUGGUUGGUAGAUCCUCUCCCAUCUUCAUAUCACACCGUCUUCAAGAAAGGGUUGGCUCAAACCACAACUACUCCGAAGAUGUGAUCGUAGCAUUCGACCUCUUCGAACAUGACAGAGCGGGAACUGCGGUAGUUAGCACCUACACAGCCAUCUCUCCCUUACGUUUCAUGCAUGACGAUAUCUGUUACCUUGCAUUGGACAAAGUGGCUUCCAUCAUCAUUCUUCCAUUUCACGUGAGAUGGGAAGAGGAUGGUUCCAUCAGUUCAGCAGAUCAAAACAUAAGAACUCUCAACGCUAAGGUUCUUAGAAGAGCACCAUGCUCCGUGGGGAUUCUGGUGAACCGAGGAUCUUCUUCUUCUUCCUCUACUCACAACAACUGCAUCAUGACUAAUUCAGGGAAACGAAUAGCAGUGAUCUUUCUGGGGGGUUCAGACGAUCGAGAGUCAUUGUGCUUGGCUAAGAGGAGCAUGAGAGAUUGUUCUUGCAACUUGGUGGUGUACCACUUGGUUUGGGCCCACUGUGAGGCAAACUGGGAUAUGAUGCUGGAUGAUGAGGUGUUGAAGAGUGUAAGGGGGUACUAUGGUAGGCUUGAGAAUGUGUCGUAUGAACUUGUGACCAUUCAUCAAGCUUCUGAGACGAGUGCUUUUGUUUCAAGCAUUGCAAAUCAGCAUGAUUUUUUCAUAGUUGGGAGGCGCCAUGGUAUGAAAUCGCCGGUAACGGCAGCACUUGAGAGUUGGACGGAGUUUCCUGAGUUGGGUGUGAUCGGAGAUUUGCUUGCUUCCCCCGAUAGCAGAACCGAUGCUUCAAUUCUUGUAGUACAACAACAACAAACGUCCAAGGUUGUCACAAAAGAGAUAGAUAUAUAA
This is a messenger RNA of Vigna radiata var. radiata (mung bean), 2469 nucleotides long. RefSeq names its product cation/H(+) antiporter 4-like. Lineage: Eukaryota; Viridiplantae; Streptophyta; Magnoliopsida; Fabales; Fabaceae. Gene Ontology annotation, biological process: regulation of pH; proton transmembrane transport. The transcript is spliced from 3 exons. Gene Ontology annotation, molecular function: antiporter activity. Gene Ontology annotation, cellular component: endomembrane system; membrane. The record is from RefSeq and is a predicted model, not a curated record. The coding region runs from base 1 to 2469 and encodes 822 amino acids.